AGUGCUGACGUCUCUACGCAGCAGAACUGCAUUUCCCAGAAUCCUCCUGGAGAAAGAGUGAUCUGUAGAAGAGGAGGUCGGUUGGGGUCUGCAGCGAAGCCCAUCUGGCCCUCCGAUGGUUCCCUCCCGCCUGCUGCUGCUGCCCCGCCUGCUCCGCUGGCCGUCACUGACCUGUGCCUACUCUGCAGGGGGCGGCCCUGCGAUGGAGAAGCCGGUGGGCGCGGCCAUCCGGGCCAAGCUCCAAGAGGCCUUGAAGCCCGUCCACCUGGAAGUCAUCGACGACAGCCACAUGCACGCCGUGCCCCGGGGUGCGGAGACCCACUUCCGGGUGGUGGUGGCCAGCCCCCACUUCGAGGGCCUCUCCCUCAUCCAUCGCCACCGGCUGGUGAACGACAUCUUGCAGGAGGAGCUGGCCGGCCCGGUCCACGCCCUCUCCAUCCAAGCCAGGACGCCGCAGCAGUGGCAGAAGAACCCCGCCGUGGGCCAGAGCCCCCCCUGCCUCGGCGGGUCCAAACACGACCCACACAUGGCCAGCAAGGUGGGGUCGCUGGACUGAUGGAAACCAGAGGGGGGGGCCUCCCAGGAGCCGCAGGGGAGGGGGCCGAGUGCCUCACCGUUGCUCGUUGCAAGAAGUUUUCUGGGCCUGCAAGAAGUUGCAAGAAGUUUUCUCCUUGGGGUUGGGCUUCCUUGAAGCCGAACGUUCUGGGUUUUGUGCUUUCCGAAGCCAAUUAAACAUCUCUGUCUCGUCAAA
Molecule: messenger RNA, 751 nt
Organism: Heteronotia binoei (common prickly gecko)
Lineage: Eukaryota; Metazoa; Chordata; Lepidosauria; Squamata; Gekkonidae
Gene: BOLA1
Product: bolA family member 1
Exons: 2
Coding region: 116-556 (146 amino acids)
Cellular component (GO): mitochondrion
Source: RefSeq, a predicted model, not a curated record